This is a messenger RNA of Athene cunicularia (burrowing owl), 6319 nucleotides long. RefSeq names its product immunoglobulin superfamily member 3 (gene IGSF3). The coding region runs from base 16 to 3546 and encodes 1176 amino acids. NCBI's taxonomy places the organism in Eukaryota, Metazoa, Chordata, Aves, Strigiformes, Strigidae. The record is from RefSeq and is a predicted model, not a curated record. The transcript is spliced from 10 exons.
UUGCAGGGCCUGGAGAUGAAAGCGUUGAGGUGUGCAGCGUCGUGCUCUUGGCAGAGAGGCAUGGCCUUGGCCCAGCGGCAAGUGGCGGUGCAGGAAGGACCCCUCUACCGCACGGAGGGGUCCCAUGUCACGCUGUGGUGCAAGGUGAGCGGCUACCAGGGCCCAGCGGAGCAGAACUUCCAGUGGUCCAUCUACCUGCCCUCGGCUCCUGAGCGGGAGGUGCAGAUCGUCAGCACCGUCGACCCCUCCUUCCCCUACGCCAUCUACACCCAGCGUGUGCGCAGCCGUGGGAUCUACGUGGAGCGGGUGCAGGGGGACGCUGUUCUGCUGCACAUCACCGAGCUGCAGGACCGGGAUGCCGGGGAGUACGAGUGCCACACACCCAACACCGACGAGAGGUACUUUGGGAGUUACAGCGCCAAGAUGAACCUCGUGGUGAUCCCCGACUCGCUGCGAGUGACGGCAGUCCCACAGACACUGAACAAAGUGGAGCGUGACUCCCUGGAGCUGAAGUGCGAGGUGUCCAAGAGCACAGCCCAGCACAGCCACGUCUCCAUCGCCUGGUACCGGCAGCGAGGCAGUGAGGCACCCGCGGAGGUCAUCUCCCUCAGCCGCGACUUCGUCCUGCGGGCUGGCAGUGCCUAUGCCCAGCGGCAGGCCACAGGGGACGUUCGCUUGGACAAAGUUGGGGAGACCACCUCAAAGCUCACCAUCUACAACCUUCACCCAUCAGAUCAGGGCGAGUUUUACUGCGAGGCAGCGGAGUGGAUCCAGGACCCAGACAAGUCUUGGUAUGCCAUGACCCGCAAACGUUCCCAGGGCGCCAUCGUCAACGUGCAAGCCACCGAUAAGGAGUUCAGUGUCCGGCUGGAGACAGAGAAACGGACGUACAUCGUGGGUGAGCCAGUGGAGUUUCGGUGCAUCCUGGAGGCGCAGAAUGUCCCUGACCGCUACUUCUCCAUCUCCUGGGCCUUCAACAGCUCCCUUAUUGCCAGCCUGGGACCUAAUGCUGUGCCAGUGCUCAACAAUGAGUUUGCCCAGCGUGAGGCCCUGGGUCAGCUCAAGGUAGCCAAAGAAAGCGACAAUGUUUUUGUGCUGAAGAUCUACCGCCUCCGCCUUGAGGACAGUGGCAAGUACAACUGCCGGGUGACUGAGCGGGAGAAGACUGUGACAGGGGACUUCAUCGAUAAGGAGAGCAAGCGGCCAAAGAACAUCCCCAUCAGUGUCCUGCCACUCAAGACCAGCAUCUCCUUGGAGAUUAUCAACAACGCAAGCAACGUCUUGGAGGGGGAGAGCCUGCGCUUUGGCUGCAACGUGCGCUCGGGCUUCGGGCCCCAAAGCCGCUUCUCCGUCACCUGGCAGCUGGUGGACAAGCUCAACCGGCGCAGCGAAAUUGUGCGUCUGGAUCGGGAGGGUACCCUGCAGCCGGGCCCCUCAUACGCCGAGCGCAGCAGCUACGGGGGCAUCCAGGUGGAACAGGUCCGGCCCGGCUCCUUCACCCUGGAGAUCUUCAACAGCGUCAAGGCGGACGAGGGCCACUACGAGUGCCGUGUGGUCGAGUGGACACGGACACUGGAUGGGGAGUGGCAGAUGGUUGGGGAGCGGCACACGGGCACCCCGGUGUCCAUCACUGCUCUGGAGGCCGGCUUUGCUGUCACAGCUAUCUCCCGCACCCCUGGGGUGACCUACAACGAGUCCUUCGACCUCCAGUGCAUCAUCAAGCCCCACUACCCAUCGUGGGUACCAGUGUCGGUGACAUGGCGUUUCCAGCCAGCAGGCAGCACUGAGUUUCACGACCUGGUCACCUUCACACGUGACGGUGGGGUCCAGUGGGGUGACAGGUACACGGGUUUCCGGACCCGUACUGCCAUCGAGAAGGCCGAGUCCAGCAACAACGUGCGCCUGAGCAUCAGCAGGGCGAGCGACACUGAGGCUGGCAAGUACCAGUGUGUGGCUGAGCUCUGGAGGAAGAACUACAACAGCAGCUGGACACGGCUGGCAGACAGGACCUCCAACCUGCUGGAAAUCAGGGUCUUGAGGCCGGUGACCAAGCUGCAGGUGAGCAAGUCGAAGCGGAGCAUCACUCUGGUGGAGAACCGGCCCAUUCCCCUCAACUGCUCAGUGAAAUCCCAAACCAGCCCUGACUCACACUUCGCCGUGCUGUGGUACGUCCACAAGCCCUCUGAUGCCGACGGCAAGCUCAUCCUAAAGACCACCCACAGCUCGGCCUUCGAGUACGGCACCUACGCAGAGGAGGAAGGGCUGCGGGGCCGGCUGCAGUUUGAGCGCUCGGCGUCAGGGGGGCUCUUCAGCUUGACGGUACAGCGGGCCGAGGUCCGUGACAGCGGCAGCUACUACUGCCACGUGGAGGAGUGGCUGCUCAGCCCCAACCAUGCAUGGUACAAGCUGGCAGAAGAGGUGUCAGGAAGGACAGAGGUCACCGUCAAGCAGCCAGAUAACCGCCUGCAGGUGAACCAGACCCACAAGAACAUCACGGUGCUGGAGAACCAGUGGGUGACCCUGGAGUGCCUGGUCAGCAGCCGGACCAGCCCCUCAUCCCAGCUCUCGGUGGAGUGGUACGUCUGGCGGCCGGGCCACCCGGAGAAGGAGGCGGUGGCCCGGCUGAGCCGGCAGAGCACCCUGCGCUACGGGGAUCUGGUGGCGCUGGGCGACCUGCGGAGCAGGCUGCACCUGGAGAGCCCCUCCCCGGGUCUCUACCUCCUCUCCAUCCAAAACGCCACCGUGCGGGACAGCGGGGCCUACAACUGCCGUGUGGAGGAGUGGCUCCUCGACCCCAGCGACCGCUGGUACAAGCGGGCAGAGGACCUCUCCGGACUCAUCACCCUCACCGUCAAGCAGCCAGAUCCCACCCUGCAGGUGGACACGGCCACCGCCAACCUCACAGUGCAGGAGAAGGAGUCCUUCCCGCUGGACUGCAGCAUCCUGUCCCGCUCCAGCCCAGAGUCCCACUUUGCAGUGACGUGGUACAACCUGCGGGCCAAAGAGGCGGGUGGCCAUGCAGAGGAGGAGGAGGAGGAGGAAGAGGAGAAGGAGGCGGUGCUGAGCGUGGGCCCUGAUGCUGUUUUCAGCCCUGAAGCUGGUCGCUGGGAGGGCCGCCUGCGCUUCCAGAGGCUCUCAGCGGUUCUCUUCCGGCUGACGGUGCUGCAGGCUGGCGGUGCUGACACAGGCAACUACUCGUGCCGUGUGGAGGAGUGGCUGGCAGACCCCAACGGCGUGUGGUACCGGCUAGCAGAGGAGGAGUCGGGGACUGUCGCCGUUCAUGUGCAGGAUGCAGGCUCCACCCUGCAGUCUGUCAUCUGCUCCAAUGAUGCCCUCUUCUACUUUGUGUUCUUCUACCCCUUCCCCAUCUUCGGCAUCUUGAUCAUCACCAUCCUCCUGGUGCGGUUCAAGAGCCGAAACUCCAGCAAGAACUCAGAGGGCAAGAAUGGAGUCCCCUUGCUGUGGAUCAAAGAGCCUCACCUCAACUACUCUCCUACAUGCCUAGAGCCGCCGGUCCUCAGCAUCCACCCAGGAACCAUAGACUAAAGAGGCAGAGGCGCCUGGGGGGGGACGCGCAGAGAGGGAGAAGCAGAGACACACCAGGAACCCUAAGGAACAGAGUGGGUUUUGUUGUUCUUGUUUCAUUUGUUUCUGUGUCUGUGCUCCAAUGCGGUGGCUGAGCUCUGUGGAGUGCCCAGCCGAUGGGGACAUAAAGGUCCGAGGCGUCCUCCAGCGCCUGUGGGAAUGCACCCCCUCACCCCAAUGGACGGAGGGUCCCUGCACUUGCUGUAUAUAGUGGACGUUCCUCUCGGAUUCAUUUUGUUCCCAUCAGUUGCUGUCUUUUGGGCCGUUACUUUUUUUUAUCGUUUCUUUUUCAAUCACUCAAAGAACUGUAGGCUUCCCCUGCCCUCCACACAGCGAGAAGUUCCUAGGGGGCAUUUGGUCCUGGGAUGAUCUUUUUGAAAGUAAAUGUAUAUGUUUUCCAAAACAGACUGGUUUUUCCUCCUCAGACUCGAUGCCACAGUGAAGAAGGUCUUUUCCCAAGGUGUGCUGAGCUAGCUCCUCCCUCUACCAAAUCAAAGCCAAGUCCACCUCCAGAGGGGUUACCUGGGUUAUCGGGAGGUCCAUCUCAGAGACUGGCUGUAGCCUCAGCAUCUUCUUGCCUCCAUCUUACUGCUAUCUCAGGAGGGAGCAAUUCACCUUUGUGGGAGUAUUUCCAGGUCUUGGAGAGACCGAAUAUUUGGUGCGCUUGCAGUCAGGACAAAAGUAAUUUUGUUUGUCUCCAGGAACUGAAGUGGGGGGUGGAAGGAGGACACCUGAAAGCCCUGAAAUUGUUGGUAUCAAAGGGUGUCCUUGUAUGGUCCAGCUUACCAGAGUCAUGCUCCUCCCUGGUGUCCAUGCUGCCACCUCUGAUGAGGCGGGUCCCCUCUGUGCCCUAGUCACCUGGGGACGGGUGGCUGGAUUCAGUCUCUGAAGACUUCAACAUGACCAAAGUAAUGACUCUAGAAAGGGGAAGCUUCAUGGUUGGGUUCAUGGCCCUGGAUGCUUCAACCAAGGAGCCCAGCUGCAGUCAUGCCACGCAGCGGUGACAUGCAGUUAACCACCAUGUGUCACGAGUUUCCCUGCAGCUUGCACUACUUCCCGGCGUGAGCUUGGACAAGGCAAAGAGCCUGCACCGCAUCGGUACCCUGGGGGCUUCCCUGUCCCCUCGGGCCGAGAGAAAUCUUCCCCUGCGCUUGUGCGUGUAUCUGCCAUUUUUCGUUUCUGGGGCUUUAGGAGUAGAAAACAUUUCUCCAUAAGCUCCCCCUCCUGGCAAAGUCACCUGCUCUUGUCGUAGGCAGUCACUGUGGCAGGAAAUGCUGUUCUUUCUGUGAAAGAUAUGGCUCUCAUGAACCAAACCAGGGCUCUUGCCACAUGGGGCACCUGAGCUCCAGUAUCCCGUAAUGCCAAGUACCCCUGCCCUGUCCUGUGGAGGAAACCGCCUCCUCCCCCAUAAGUGUUAUGUCUGGCGGAAGAAAAUGUUUGCCAAAAAUGGCCUUUGUUGUCUUCCUUGAUGUCUUCCUGGCAAAUCCGGCCAUUUAUUUUUUGCAGCAUGGCUGAAGCCAACUGGGACGGACAGGCGCAGCUGCAAGACACACACACACACACACACACACACACACACACACACCCCCUGCACCCCCCCCUCAUGUGUGAGAGGUGCCAUACCCACAGCCGUUGCCCUCCUUGGGAGGGUCGGACUGCUCUUUGUGAAGAGAAGGGGACCUCAGCAGAUGCUCUGUAGCACUAGUCGGUUAGACCCUGAUGCCUCGAUGUUUCCAGAGGUGGUGAAGCCUCGGGUGGGAGAUCUGCACUGCACACCCUCUCCCCCAGCUGGGAGAGGACCCACAUGACUGUGGACUGUCCCGUGCCAGGGUGUUCUAAGUCAGCCACCUCUACUCUUCCACCAGAAUGGCACUGGUUUCUCCUGCUGGGAAGCCCAAAUUUCACUCAUCCCUCUGCGAAGUCUGCCUCCUCAAGACCUAACUGCUUACUGGCCCCAGCAUAUGCGGAAUAUCGCACUCCUAUAUAUAGAUGUAUCACACACCCACACGCUUGUCUUCCCUUUCUGGAUAAGGCGUCUGUAAAGAGAGGAGUGGGAUGAGAAGUGAAUGGAAAUGAAGAACCGAGGUGCAAACAGCAGCAGCUGCAGCCAGUGGGUAUUGUUUCGUAAAUGUAGUAUCUCCUGUACAUACUGCUCCGGGCAGGAACUGCAGCUCAUUUCAGCUUUAAAGGAAAAAAGAGAAAAUGAAGGCGGCAGGAGCCAUUCUUUCCUGGGAGAGCACUGUGCUGCGAUUGAGCCAUGCUCUGCCUCGCCAGCCUCUCUGCUCCAGAGCAGGGCCCUCCUGGAGGGCUGUCUCACAGCCCCGUCCCCCUGGCCGGAACAGGUCCCAGCCCUGCGGUUCCUGCUGUGAGCCCAGGCUUUCCCGGGAAGUGGCUCCCACGGUGGUCCCUGAAUGUACCUUGCCGGUGACAUUUCUCCCUUGCUCUGGCAGUGUGUUGCCCAGUCUCAAACUUCUCUCUGUUUUUAUAAGGCAGACUCUUCCUGUAACAAGUUUUAACACAAAACUUUUCAAACCACUCUCUCUGCUGUAACUUUCUGUAACAAAGCUGAGAAGAAAGAGAGAUACCCUAUCCAUGCAUGAUGUGGAAAAAUGUUUGGGGUUUUUUUAAAAAAAAACCAAAAACCAACAAAAACUUUGUACUAUGUUGCACUAAAACAUGUUUUAUACAACACACCUGAGAGCUGUAGUAAACCGUGUUGAAAUUGUGAAUCCUA